GAUUCCCUUCUGCAACCUUGUUGACCACUCGAUCCAGUCGUACGUGAACCUGCAGAGCAGGAUCGGUCGUCAAUGGUCGGUUUACCGUUCAGGUGUUGGGGCUGCGGCGCCCUACAGGAAGUCCAAGAGCACGCGGAGCUCACCAAAACUGUAUUGCCUUCGGAAAGCCAUGCCGAUCACCAAAAACAGAAAAGUGAUUUGCAUAGGAAGAGAACUGUACACAUACAAGUUGGGAGGCUGCAAAGCUGAUCAAUUUGGAUUUUUGGAGGCUCCAAAUAUGGUUUCUGAAUCUGAAGCAGCAGUCGACAAUCUGAAGGUACUUUUGUAAUUGAUACAUGCAUCUCAUCUGUUAGUUCUGCAAAAUGUUUUACUGGCAUGAUCAGGUUUUGGAUGCAAAAUUGUUUCAUGUGAAUGUGCAGACUUUGGUGAGGUUUUUUGAUGAUGGAAAGCAUGUUUGACGUUACUUCUCUCUGCAAUUUUCUGUUUAAGUUAGCGUAUAUGUUUAAUUGAUGUCUUGUCUCGUUUAACAUAAUCUGGUCAUAUAUAUGCAUUGGGCACACGAGCCAAUAUGAGGUGUUUCUAUGCCUGUUUGAUCGCUUUAUUGUCCGAGAAUCCUGGUUGUAUGCGCUGCAUUUGGUUUUCUAUAAGACUCCCAAAUUCGGUUCCAAUUUCUCGUUUCCUUAAUGGAAGUGAAAUUCAUGGUUUGAAAUGGCCUUUGAUGCAGUGUGUGAAUGCAUGUUCAUUUUGAUAUGGUAGUUUCUUAUUUUGGGAUAUGUUCUCAUUCUAAUGUCUUGGAUGGAUGAAUAUUAUUUAGCGUUUGUGAGGAUCAAAUGUUUGCUUUGAAUUGGAUUCCAUCAAAGUUAUGGAAGUUAUAACAUGUAUAAUUUUCAAAUCUAAUUUUAUCUUUGUGUACAAUCAAAUAAUGUAUUUUAC
Molecule: messenger RNA, 933 nt
Organism: Rubroshorea leprosula
Lineage: Eukaryota; Viridiplantae; Streptophyta; Magnoliopsida; Malvales; Dipterocarpaceae
Source: the annotation of a GenBank genome assembly